AUGAAAGAGCAAGCUAUAAUAUUAUCAGGAGAAAUAAAUGACUAUUGUAGUUUGUUUCGUGAUCGUUUAAAAAAUGGACAAGUGUUAGGUUAUACAGAUAUUAUUGCGAAACUUUAUUAUGACAUUGCAUAUGUGAAUUACAAAUAUUAUAGUACAGGUCUAGUAAACAAUAAUUUACUGUCAAUAAAGGUAUAUUUACAAAAAUGUAUUAAUCAAUUUGAUUGUAAAAAUCAAAUAACGGAUAACAUUAAUAUUGUAAAACAGGCAAAGUACUUUUUAGAUUCCGUUUGCGAUCUUUACGUGAGAGCGAAUCGUGAAACAGGCAACAAUCCUUCAGGGAACGCAGUUGUACUCAUCAAGACUGGGAAAAGUAACGAAUACUGUAGUUUUUUUGUGGAGAACGGUCUCUGGGUUAGAGAUACGAACGGUUUAAAAUGUGUUCAAAUUCAAAAUAUCUGUCUUCAACAUCUUAAAGUAACUGAUAAGAACGGAUUGAUUUAUAAAACUGAAGACAAUAGUGAAACGAUAGAAGAUAUUACACGAGAAGCGCAAAGACAACGUGGUCGUGCGUCUAUUAACAUUCGAUACGAUGCAUUAGAAAGGAGAAAAAAGAAACUCGAAGAAAAGAUGUUAGGCAUAUUGGAUACACCCGAACUUAAAACACAGCAAAAUUCUACCAAUGCUGAUAACUUGUUUGAUCAAUUAAAUGAAAUUCCCAUCAUAAAUAAUUUACUAUCGAUUAUAUCUUGA
This is a messenger RNA of Didymodactylos carnosus, 750 nucleotides long. The record is from the annotation of a GenBank genome assembly. Lineage: Eukaryota; Metazoa; Rotifera; Eurotatoria; Philodinida; Philodinidae.